AAUAAAGGGAUACCGAAUGUCGAAGAUUUGGCGAAAUUUUGUUAUCGGUUUUGCCGCAAUUAUCUGCUUUUGGGUUUUCGCAAUUCGGAUAGUCGGGAUAGAUAAUUACGGAGUAAGAAAUUCCACACAUUUCAUAUUAAAUUACUUCCAAAGUUGGAGAAUUCCAUACUCGACAAAGUCUAAAAACAAAGGUUUGUUUAUAACAUUGCCAAGUAACAGCUGUCCAGCAAACGAAAACAGAAAAGCAUUCGCUGCUCUAUUGCAUCAAUGGCAUAAACUUGCAAGUUUUUAUAAAAUUCCGUAUGUAAUCGGCUGUGGUUCGCUUCUGGGUCAAUACAGAGAUGGAGACAUUAUACCCUGGGAUCAAGACGUCGAUGUUUUGGUGGAUAUUACGAAGUUUAAGGCUUUGAAAGCAUUUGGAGGUAAACGAAACUUCCAACAAGGUAGUGAUGAUAAGUUUCAUUUUGUUGUACAGAAAGAUUUCAUGCAAAAGGAAGAGGAGGACGACAGAAGAAGAUUCAGUUGCACAGGCGAGGUGGUUGAUCUUCAAAUGGAUAGCUGUUCAUUUGUCAGUCCAAUGGCCAGAUUGAUUCGUGGCUUUGUUCAUUUAGACGUGUUUCCCUUUCUUGUCGACAGAGACAAACAGAAAGUACGAGAUCCGGAUAUGGCGGCCACCUACAAUCUAAAAGACUUUUUCCCUUUAAAAAAAUGCGUAUUUAUGGACGUGAUCACUUGGUGUCCAAGCAAGGUUCGCCUUGUUCUAGAAACUGCCUACGGUAACAUUGCACCACAUUACCAAUGCGUUAAUAGAACAUGGGUAAAAACUGGAAAUUAAAAUAUUAUGCUGUCUGCAACAAUAAGAUUGUAUUGCUAUCAGUUCUAUCAAUCUAUUUUCAAACUCUAUUUGCAAGGAGAUUACACAAUCAUACAUUAAUUUAUCACCCAAUAAAGAAUACAUUGAAUGCAUUCUUUCAGCCAAUGUGUAUAUUUGUCAAAGGUGUGUAUUAUAUGAAGAUUCAUUUUCA
Molecule: messenger RNA, 1025 nt
Organism: Dendronephthya gigantea
Lineage: Eukaryota; Metazoa; Cnidaria; Anthozoa; Malacalcyonacea; Nephtheidae
Exons: 2
Coding region: 17-835 (272 amino acids)
Source: RefSeq, a predicted model, not a curated record